Molecule: messenger RNA, 13165 nt
Organism: Toxotes jaculatrix (banded archerfish)
Lineage: Eukaryota; Metazoa; Chordata; Actinopteri; Toxotidae
Gene: crebrf
Product: creb3 regulatory factor
Exons: 10
Coding region: 378-2567 (729 amino acids)
Biological process (GO): response to unfolded protein; regulation of transcription by RNA polymerase II
Cellular component (GO): nucleus
Molecular function (GO): DNA-binding transcription factor activity, RNA polymerase II-specific; RNA polymerase II transcription regulatory region sequence-specific DNA binding
Source: RefSeq, a predicted model, not a curated record
GGAAAACAAAACAAACCCGAUAGAGCUGCAGCAGCGUGUGGACUCCAUUGAAAAGUGGGCCUUAUUAUCUCUAACACGGGAGCCUACACGAGGUCCAGCACGAAGAGAGACGUAUGCGGGGGCGUCCUUAAAACCUAAAGCAUACAGAGAACCACACCAGACCACAACAGGACCAACUGACCCAACCAGGUUGAGCCCAGUUACUGACUCCCUCCCUCUCCCCCUCCCCCCACAGCCUUGCAGGCUGAAUACACCAGCACUCUGCUGUCGUCUCCCUCAGCAGUAAUUUAUUGUGCUGAUCAGACAACCUCACACCACUGGGACUGGACAGGAGACCCAGAGGUUCCCCCCGCUGGAGCUCAAAGCUGUGCCUGGCGAUGCCUCAGUUUUUUUUCCCUGUUGUGUUGCAGCCCAGCGUCAGUGGGAUGGAGCCUCCCUUUGGGGACGCCUUUCAGAACUACUCAUUUGCUGACCAGGCCCUGACCAGCACUGAGCUGCUCGCCACCAGCUCUGACCCAGAUUUCAUGUACGAACUGGACAGAGACAUGACCCACCGGCAGAGCCCCUGUGGGGACAGCGUGGUGGGGGUUGGGGAUGGAGGAAAGGAGGUGGAGGGCUGUAUGGAUCAGCUCAUGGGUCUAGGCGAGUGUGAGACGGUCUACAGCAGCUCAGCGUUCGAACAGUGGGACUCCUACUGGGAAGACCUCACCAGAUACACACGGCUGGCCAGCUGUGACAUCUGGGGCACCAAAGAGGUGGAUUUCCUUGGAUUGGAUGACUUCUCUAGUCCCUACCAGGAUGAAGAAGUGAUCAGUCGAACCCCAACACUGGCUCAGCUCAACAGCGAGGAUUCGCAGCCCGUGUGUGAGGCGCUCUACCCUCCCGCUGACCUGACCCUGCCUGCCCCCCAGCCUCAGCCUCAGUCCUCCCAGUUUCCCAGUCACAGUAAGAGACCCCUGGUCCCCGGCCAAGGAUCCGGCCCCGGCUCUACACGGCCCUCCCCAAGCUCCACAUCCUCAUCCCGUCCUUCCCGCAGUUUUCUCCCAGACUUCCCCGAAGGCUCCCAAAAAGCCACCAGACCUGUGCCCUCCAGCACUGAGACUAUGGCUAAGACCCAGAGCCACCUCAGUCUCACCCAGGACCAUGGCCAAGCUCAAAGCAAGUCCCAGGGACGAGAAACCAAGAUGAUAGCCCCAGCUUCCCAUGGCUCUGACUUUGUGCGGAAGGCCAAAGUCCGUGUGAGUGCUGUGCAGAAAGCUCAGCCUGACAUACCCUCCCAGACAGAUUUUGAGAGGUCAGAUCCACCUCUCUCCCAGGCCCAAGAUGAAAAGGCUUCCACUUCAGCUAGCACCACCUUGGUGGGACUUCCUGUUUCUACACCUGGUGGCUCCGGCAGCCUGACAAGCUUUGAGAGGAGGGCAGAGGGGGCGGCGAGAAGAGAGAUGCCUGUAGGCUGGUCUGCCGCUGUGCCUCAACUAGUAGAGGCAAGCCAGACCCUGGACAGCAGCACCUCUGGGCUUGUGAGCAGUGGCGAUAGUGUAGCAGGGGCUAGCGGCGGCGGCGUUCUUGUUGUCGAGGGCGUGGAGAAGAGCAAGGAGGAGGAACACAACUACUCUCUGUUCCUGACCCGCAGCCGACUGGCCGGCAGAGCCCACUCCCAGCUGGAGGAGGACGAGGAAGAGGAGGAUGAGGAAGAGGCAGAGGAGGAGGAAGGCGAUGGGCUGGAGCUAGACGAUGAAGACCACGAUGAGGGCUUCGGCAGCGAGCACGAGCUGUCUGAGAAUGAGGAGGAGGAGGAAGAGGAGGAGGACGAAGACUAUGAAGCAGACAAGGAUGAUGACAUGAGUGACGCCUUCUCUGAGCCAGGCUGUGACAUGGAGCUGAUGGAGGACAUUAAAGGCCUGACAGCAGGAGUCUCCAGCAGAAAGAGAGGCAAGCGCCGCUACUUCUGGGAGUACAGCGAGCAGCUCACCCCUUCUAAACAGGAACGUAUGCUUAAGCCGUCUGAGUGGGACAGACACACGCUGCCUAGCAACCUGUACCAGAAGAACGGGCCUCUUCACGGAAAGUACAUGCUGAAGAAAUCACGCCGCACGGAUGUGGAGGACCUGACUCCUAAUCCACGCAAGCUUCUGCAGAUCGGCACUGAGCUCCGCAAACUGAACAAGGUGAUCAGCGACUUGACACCGGUCAGUGAGCUGCCGCUGACCGCACGACCCCGGUCCCGCAAGGAGAAGAACAAGCUGGCAUCCAGAGCUUGUCGUUUAAAAAAGAAGGCCCAGUAUGAAGCAAACAAGGUGAAGCUCUGGGGACUCAGCACUGAGUAUGAUCGCCUGCUGUUUGUGAUCAAUGCCAUCAAGGAGGAGAUUGUGGUGCGAGUCGAGGACUCUUCUCCGCGUCCAACCAACAUGACUGACACUCUGGAGCGGCUCAUCCAGGAGACGCUUGUGGCAUCACCUGUUGCUGGGCAGACUUCAGACUUUGUCAACAAGAUCUUGGAGAACACAGGACGAGGCGAUCCCACCGGUGGACUGGUCGGCCUGCGUGUCCCCACCUCCAAAAUCUAGACAAACCACUGUCCACUGAGAGGAGUGGACUAAACAUUACCACCGUGCUGUCCCAUUGUAACUAUGCUCCCCUCUGCAUGCCCCUCCAACCCCGAGCACAUACACAUUGUUAGUCACACAAACACACAUACCACUCCCUGUGUGUAUGUAUGUGUGCUUGUUAAUAGCCAUGCACCCGUAUGGCAUACACCCUAGCUUUCUGUCUCUGCACACUGCGUGCAGAGUCAGUGCGUCACUGUCUCCCAACCCAUCGUGAGCAUAUGUUGGGAAAUGCGCCUCUAAAAGCAAGUGAUGGUUAGGUGUAUAUCUAAUAGCACGUCCUAAAUCUGCUGGUGAUUAUUAGAUGUGUUUAACAUAGCAUUGUGUUGGGUUGGUUUCGUUGGAGGUCUGCUUCCAGGGCUGACACAGAGACAGUCACACGAGUGCAACCACUGGAAUACUUUCACACAAGUUGGUUGAGGUUGUAAUGACAGAGGAAGAACUGUUACACGUCGGACACCGUCGAAAGGUUGAAAAAGUUCCAGUUAUCAUUUCGUAGAAGAGCUUCACCUCUCAUGGCAACAGAAAUUAACUCCAGAAUAUUCAAUUGACUGACUAUAGCACUUGAUGGCUUUGGUUGCCAAGACAGCUGCAGAGACAAAAAAAAAAAAAGCAGCGUGCUCCGAAGCAUAACGGGGUGGCAGGAAAUAUUUUGUAUUGAAGGCCUAAAUAUGUUCAUGCCAUCCCCUGUUUGCCAAUCAGCUCUGCUACUGUUAAAAUGUAGGAGUUGACUCCUAGAAAAUGAAUGCUCCAAACAAAAAAAGCAGUAGAAGCUGAGAUUUAAAAUUUAGAAAUUAAGUCACGUCCUGCUGGGCUGAACUUUGUGGCAGGCAGGAAGAAGCUUAACGUUAACUUAAACAACAGGAGGUAGUUGACCAUGUGGAGUGGAAGCGCAUGUAGUUUGGUGCUUUUUGGCAUUGUGCUGGUUAUAACUGGACUGGGUGAAACAGGCAUUUUGCCAGUAUGGGAGUGUGACUGUGAGGAAGAUCAUGGUGGUGAUGAAGAAGACAUAAAAAGUGAUCCAUCUCCUCUAGGAACCUGUACAUAGACGUGUCUCCCAGUGAACAACAGCACCGGCUCCCCCUUUUUGUACAAUAGAGAUGACCAGGCUAACAGUUUGGUGUGUUCAUACUAGUGUUUGAUCAGAGUUCUAUUCAUUGUGCCUUGUUUAUGUAUGUGUGUGUUUCUGUAAGUCUGAGUGAGUAUGUGAGAGGGACUGAACGAGAUGAGGUGUUUGGUCAGAACUCCCUGAGGUCCAACCAAGGAGAGGACUGCUUUACACUGAGGGAGAUUGCUAGUGAAUGCGAUGAGGGAGACACCUGUGGGGUUUGUUGUGUAUUUCAGUUGUUUAAAGAUAUUCUGAAUGUACAUAAAACAAAUGGAAGCUCUCGUUGCGUGAUGCCACAGAGUCUGUGUAUAUAGGAGGGCUCUGCAAUAGAUUACUUAUGGUUUUUGGUACUCUGUCUUUGGGGAUCGGGGAGGGUUACCUGAUGUUUUCAUUUAGAGUUACAAAAAAUAUUUGCACACUAUAUUUUGAUUGUUUUUUGUACCAAAGACACAUGCAACGAAACGGCGACCAGCCAGUUAAAGUAAGGUUUUGCACAGCUUACCUGACGCCGUAUUGAAUGUAAGAAAUGUGGGAGGGUCAGGGAACUUCAUAGAACUGUGAAAUUAGCUUGGGUCCAAUUCUGUACAGAAAAGGAACAUUCAUUCAUUCAUUCAUUCAUUUUUUUUAUCUAAAAUUUUACCCUUUCUGUGGGCCUCUCCAGUAAAUUUGUUGCUUUAGGAAGUACUUCAUUCCUGAACUGAUUCCUCUCUCCACAUGCUAAUUGUGUUUAUGGCUCUAUUCUAGGACAAAAACCAAGAGCACUAGUAGAUAAGCUAUGUUACAUUUUUGCUUGUUUGUCAAAAUGUCACCAACAAUAACCAAAAUGUUAUGUUCCUGUGUCACUUGUUGAUUUCUGUAUGUAGAUGAGGUCUAGUUCAUCAACAAAAUAUUAACUGAAUUGUGUUAUAAAGUACUGUACAUAGAAACAUUAAUGAUAUAUCUAUCAAUGGUAAAAUGCCACUUUUCAUGAGAAUUGAUUCAUUUUUAAGCAUGACACAUUUCUAAAGCCUAUCCUUGCAUUGAGAAAAUUAGAGGAAAAACUGAAAAACCAAAAAAAAAAAAAAGUUAUUGUUAUAUUUUUGUAUUUUAGCUGCCUGCUAGCUUUCCUGUUGGUUUGGAAGUAUUUGUUGGUCAGAUUCUCUGAGUGGAGAGGAGGAGAUGUGGAGGAAAAGAGGAGAAAGGUCUAAAAUGCAGUUAAUCUGAUAGUUUGAUCUGUAAAGUGACACUUGACCCCUCCGGUCUCCUUUGCUGGCUGAGUGAAAUACGGAGAAUCGGGACUGGAUUUAUUUAAAACACAAUGCAGCAAAGCCAUGGUCUAGUUUAAAGUCUAGUCUAUAAAGAGAAUGAGGACAGGCUGUCUUUAGCGCAGACAGGGACACGUCCAGGAAAGCAAGAAGCUCAGAGGACAACAGUGUGGAGAUGGGAGGGUAGGAGCUGGAUGAGGAUCCAGCUGCAGUGUUGUCAUAGAUGCUGUAAGAAAGCCAAAGCCAUUUGAUUCUUUCCCAGGCUGAUCUGGAAUCAGCGCUGUGAGUUGUCAUUCAGACUUUCACACCUAUGCCCUUUUUUACCGUGGCGCUGGUUGAAUUUUGCAUUUCCAGGGAUUGGCAUUGCUGCCUCAGAGAUUGAACUGCUGAAAUUUAUCUGCCUGGCCAUGCCUUCGGUCCUCAGCAAGUUUGUUCACCAAAAGACACAGAGAUACAAAGUCCAGGCCACAAAUUGGCAGCGCGUCCAGCCUUUAACAAUGCAUGAUGCCUGUAUGCUUCCCUCCCUGCUGCCUGCUCAGAGGAAACACUGUCAUUCCCAAGAGUUUCAAAAUUCAACCAGAGUUCACCCAGUUAGCAAGGAGAUGUAACGAAAAAUAAGAGUCUGACGAGGCUGAAUUCAGUUUAGUUUGAAGUGAAGACGGCGCUCCUUCACAGAAUGAUGUCUAAUAACUGAUGCAGAGCUGUGGUCUUUCUGUAUCGUGUGAUUGAAUAACAGCUAGUGCUACAUAUAUAUAUUUUUACUGUUUUCUGUUUUGUCUAAAAAGGGAGAAAUGGUGCUUUUUCUGAAACUAGAAUGAUGAGUUCCAUGAUUCUUAUUUGACUUCUUAGUCUAGUUGUAGCCUAAUGACUUGCUCUCCCCUACCGUCCAUAGCUAUUUUCUUAGUAGUGAUUAAUUUUUGUAAAUAGACUAUAAGUUAAUAUGUAUCUUCUAAAUGUUAGAUAUAUGUAUAGAAUACUAUAUCUUAUAUGUUUGAAAACAAAAGCACUUUGUCCAAAAAAGGAAAAAAAAAAAACAAAAACAAAAAGAAAAGCAUUUUUUUCUUCCAUUUGCUGCUAAAAGGCCUGGUGUGAAUGCUGCAAGUGUACUUGACGACUACUUGCUAGGAUAGGUCUAUUACCUGACUUGGCUAGGUCUACAAACUAGCAAGAAAAAGAUGUAUAGAUGUAUGGCCUGACGAGGGUUAGAUCUCAAAGUUUCUGGAGCUGUGUAAUGAUAUGAGGUAUUGUUUGAGAGCGUAUCAUUGCUAGGCUUUGAGAAGCCCAGUGUCUUGACAGGAUAGGUCUAUUUCCUGGUCAGGGACUGUGUGGAUAGUGUGUUUGUGGUCUUAAAAAAAAAGAGUGUUUUGAUUCCAGGGCCCCUACAUUGAUCCUGAUGCUGACCCCCUUGGCGUCAUGAUUCAUUUGCCUUCAGUAGAGGUUUCCUAUGGAAAAACUGAUUCUGCUUUGGCUUCCUCUUCAGGGUGAUGUACAGUGUAGACACAUUUCUCCAGAGAGCUAUAUUGUUAUCAUUUGUAAACUGAUUUCUACUUGUGACUUAAUGAGGAGGGGUUUAGCCUGGGGCGGCCAGGAAGAGCCCAUUUGAAAGAUGUUGUUCCCGGCCGCCUUGGGGGAAGUUACUAUAUCACUGUACUGUAUGGCAAGCCAAUUACAAAUGAAGACUCAAUCCGGACACUUAUUGCCUUCUUAAAUAACUUCACAUACACACAAAGAAAACAAUAACCUGGCAGACAAGUCAUUGGCCAAGGGGUGUGUCUGAGGCUCAUGACAUUGUUCUGCCAGUAUACGGUCAACAACAACAACAACAAAACCAUUCAGCCUGAUUGGCUCAACACAACCUUGACUGAAGUAGCAGACGUAGUGAAAUAUAUCUGAAAAAUGGCUUCAAAAAUUCGAACUCUUUGUACUCUGUUGUGUCCUUUGGGGACAACAUUUGAGGCAUUUUUUCAGCUAUAAUUUUGCCCCAGGUCUGGCAGGGGGUCAACAGUGGUUAAAGGGCCGCUGGUUGACGGCCGGCUGACAAGAGAAGCGCGUGUGUUUUGUUGUCGAUCACAAGGCUGGUUCAAGAGAGAGUCCUCACAGGUUUUUACAUUUAACAAGAUAGGCGCAAGCUGUGCAACUUUACAUUCAAACCAGGAGACUCUGUGGCAUUUUAACAGUCAAGGAAAUGAGUGAAAAUCCACGCCAGUAAAACUAUUCCUUAUACUUUUUAUUUCUGAUGAUUCUGAAAUCCUAUUCAGUCAACUAUUAAGCUAAUAGAGUGUGUAACUUUGUGCUACUCUUGUCCAAUAAAAGCUAAGUGGAUCCAUAAAGCUCUUCUUCAGCAAAUCAGGGUAAUAUCGUUCUUCUAUCUGACAUAUGUGAUGACAUAUAAAAUCAAAAGAAAAUAUAUUUAUGUAUUCCAAUUAUUGUCGCCAUUCUUUACUCUGUACAAAAUAUUGUGCGUGUGCGUGUGCGUGUGUGUGUUAUGAAUUAUCAAUGUCAAUCAAAAAUGGUGCAAUGAUCUCUACAGAAACUGAAAAAAAAAGGCCAACAGACUUGUCACAAGAAUUCACACACGUUCUCUGCUUUCUUCAAAUCGGUAUUCAAACAAACGCAACCUACAACGUUUUCCUCACACAGAGGACUUGAUUUCCAGCCGUGAUCCAACUGGGAUUUGUCACGUGGUGCUGAUUACUUUUCUUUAUCCGAGAAAUAAUCCAAGAGUGAAACUGGCAUCUGUGUUUAGAUCCACUCACACGUAACAUUUUCCAUCCGAUUAUUGUCCAGUAACUGUCGUUAGACCAGACUUUCCCCCCCUCGAUCAUUUUCAUUGAUUCUGUCGAUUAAUGGCUAAUGAUUUCCCUGUUGGACCAAUCAGAAGAAGCUUCACUCUGAUACUUGCUCUAAAUAAUAACAACAGACUGGUGAUUUCUGUUUUAUUGACUUGUAUGAUCGCUCUUGUUAAGCGUACCAAUAUUUCUUUUGUAAAAAGCCAGACUCCUGAAUUUGAUACCACUGCACAAAAGUUAUGGAGGAUUUUUACUCCGUUUGAGAGGUACAGACCAUAAACCACAACUGCAAAAUAAACAAACAUAUUCUGGUGCAUUAGAACAUUGUUUAUUGUUAAAUAUCAUGUGGAAUUUCAUAAUAACUUUAGCAUGAUAAAAUAAUUGGAUUACAAACCAACAAGAACGAUCUCCAGAGGAAAUAUUCAGUAACACUUUGUUUUACAGUCUAAUUUUCAAGUCAUUUCCGAGAUGUUUCCUUGAAAGAACUGCGACAUUUGGUACUGGGGAAAAUAGGGAGGGUGUUACAGUGAUACACUUCCAGUUAAUUGAUUCCAGUUAGUCUUUUACUCAGUGCAAAGCAGGUCAGCAUGAACAUGCCAAACAUACUAAAUUUGUCCACAGGCAAACAUAAUUCAGCAUUUAUCAAGAAUAAAAUUUUCAAUAGCAAAUAACAGAUGGACAUUUUCUUAGGUUUAAAACUGCACCUAUCAGUAUUUCUGCGUUAACAAAUGGAUCAAAGGACGACAUGUAAUUUGCUUUACAGGGCAUUUUAGUACCUUUCGGGCCCAUUGUUUAGGUUUUAUGGCCACAACAUUACCGUUUUGGUUCAGUCUCACUGCUCUCAUCAGGGCUGUCUCCAGUCACAGGAGACUUCUGUUUUCAGUGAAAAGGCUUAGGUAAAAACACUGUGCACUUCCUGCUCAGCACCAGACAGCAGACAGACACAGUGAGUGACUCAUAGGUGAACACAGUGGAGCAUUUAGCAGCUAAAGAGACAUAUUUCCCUCAGGAGUCGGUGGAGAGCAAAAACAGAGCUAAAAGAGCGUAGAAUAUUGGACUUGCAUUCAUCAGGUUGCCAUAAACACAACCCCGACAACCACCUCAGCUACUGUAUGAGGUGAUAGUAUGUCAGUGUUCUAUUUACUGUCUUUUUUCAGGCUAAUGGAGCAGUUCUUUUAAGAAAAAUCCCAAUUUCUGUAUAACCUGUAGCAAAAUAAAUACAGUAUUUCUUUGGAAAGUCUGCAUCUGUAAAAUAAGUGUUACCUAAUAUUCUUGAUAAACUGGUUUUGUUAAAAGCAAAAACAAAACAAAAAACACUGCUUUAAACGACUUUACCUCCUGCUGGCUGUGGUGUCAGAUGUCAGAGUCUGCCUUUGAGUUUCUUUGGAGACAUUUCAACUGUUUCCUGUCUUGUUCGAAUUCGUGUGGGCUGCUCCCGUUGCUUGUAAAAACGUCUCAUCUUCAGAGGCUGUACAAUUACUACCCUCUGCAUUUUUCUCUGUGUAAAUUAGAUACGGAAAUGUACUCUGUGACAAAAGAUGCACUGGGAAUAAUGUUUUUGCAUGCUGAUUCCCUGCAUAGAACUGAGAGAAUCAAGUGACGUCUGGAGUCCCUUGCAGAUAGGGAAAUAAUUUGGCCAAUUGUCAGAAAGCGUAUUCACCAUCACAAGGUUGUUGCAUGACUUUUUGGGCUCACUGGACUCUCAGUCGAAUGAUUUCAUACAUGCUGCUAUUGAAUGAGCACAAAGAGACUUUAGAUUUUGGUUUAGGGUGUCCAUGACACACAGUUACAGUAUAAUAUUACCACCACACACCCCCCACUCCAUCCCCCAACUGUUUUUUUUUCUCUACACCUUCUUUCCUACGACAGUCAAAAGACCAACAGCGUUUCUCACAUCGCACUUGGAUUUUACAUUUACAAAAAAAUGAUAUUUUGAAUAUGAUGCCUGCUGAACCAGGUGCCUUAAUCAAAUAUAUGAGAACACAAAUCUGCACCUUUUGUCAGUCUGGAGGGAGUUUCCCUACAGAAACAAGGGACUGGGUUUCCCAAAACUUAAACUUGAAGUACAACAAUGAAAUGAAAACCUCAUUUUGACCCCCAAUCAAUACAGUUUGUAUAAUAAUCAGCCUUUUAUCAGAUAAGAGCUGUUUGUCUUGUCUGGAUAACUCUGCAUAGGUGUUCCCUUUUAAAGUAUUACUGAAGAAGAGCAUAAAUGAACUUGUAAACUAAAUUGAUGUUGUUUUGGGAAACCUGGUUCUGUUUUUAACUUUCUCUGCCCACUACGCCACGUUUCUGUGUUUUCUGUAUUGGCUGCUGCUGCUAUCACCGCUGGUGUGUUCAUGUAGAGAAGAGCAAACUUCCACUGUGUCUGAGGCAGAGGGAGACUCGGGCCUGCUUUUUACCUAGUGAAUUACAAUGCAUUCUUCUUCUUCUUCUUCUUCUUCUUUGGUUUCGACAUGGAGCACUGUGUUGCUGCCUCUCGAGACCCUUUCGAGAAAGACAAAAAAAGAAACACACACGCACACACAACAGAACUUUCCGUUUCUUAACUUAGCUAUUAUGAAGUGCCAGACCCUCCUUGAAGUCAGACUGAGUCGCAGGUUGCGAAUGAAGCGACGAACUGAGCAUGGAGGUAAACUGUGGUGCUAAUCUGUCAGUGGCUGGGUGCUAACAUGGCUGUGUUAAAAAGCUGUAUUAGCCAUAUUAUUCCUUCUGUUGAUGACUCUGGUCAGUCUUGUGUUUCUGACUGCUGCACUGCUGUAUGCUGACAUAGCGAGGUAUAACUCUGCUGCUGCUGCUUUGCUGAUAAAUGUAGACUAGUCUUCUUGUUGUCAGGAUCCAGAAAGAUCAUGAAUGUUGUAUCUUUAUACGGCCGCUGUCCUGCUUGUAUGUUUAAACCUUUUUUUUUUUUUUUUAAUUAAUAUUAUGGUUUGAUAUUUAUGCUCUGACUCUGUCAAAUGUUGCACGUUUGAAUUUUUUUUUUCCUAAAUUAUAUUUUAUUGCCUUUUUCCCUGAUCCCAGUGUUCAUGCCAUUUGUUUGAUAUUUAUUUGUUCAGUCCUGUAAAUUAACAUGUAAGGAGACAAUUUGUUUAAACUAGACUUUAUAGCUUUUCCACUGAAGCGGGCUUUACCACGAGUCAGAGACUUCACAUGAGAUUCACAGACACGAAUCACAGUCACAGUGAAACUUUGUCAAUAACUAUACAAUAAUUGCAAAAGGCAUUUCCUUGGACUUUUAUAUAAAAAUGUUUUAAGAUUUACUCAUAGUACAUCUGUAAUGUUACCUUAUCAUUUACUAUUUUUCUUCAAUCCUGCCCCUGCAUUCAGAGACAAUCAUGAAUUAAUAUUUAAUUAGUAAAAUCCAUCAAUAAAUUGAUCGAGUUGCAAAACAAUGAAUUGACACUUUGACAGUAAAAUGAUUAUUAAGAGAAAUUAGAAAUGAAAUAAAGAAAUAAAUACAAUAAAUCAGUUUAGUGCUGUAGUGGUAAGUUGAAUUGACAGAUAAUUCAUCCUUUUAGUCAUUUUUUGAGCAAAAUGAAGCAGUUUCGAGCUUCUCAAAUGUGAGGAUUUCAUGCCUGUCUUUGUCAUACAAGACAGUAAACUUAAUAUUUUUACAUUUUUAACUGUUCAUCUGAAGGUGUCAAUUUAGUUUAGCACAAACACUAGAAAUAAGGGGAAACAGCUAGCCAGUAUCUGUCUAAAAGUAACAACAUCCACCUACCAGCAUCUCUAAAGCUCAGUUGUUAUCAUUUUAUAUCUCGGUUGUUUAAUUGCUACAAAAAUAAAAUCACAGUAGAAUCAGGUUAUAUGCCAGACUAAUUUUUUGGCACAGCACAGUGACUUCACCCUGAAGCUAUGUUUUAAAAAUCAGGUGGCUUAGUGCAGAUUGAAUCUAAGAUUAACAGGCUAAAAGCCACACAUAAAAAACAUCAGCAGAUUUGUCCAUAGACAAAACUUCUUUGUAAGUAAUUGGAGUAAUUUGAAAGAUGGAAUAAUCACAAAGAAAUACUACAAAUUCUGUAAUUUUUGUCUGUUCUUGCCUUCUUGUUCUUCAGCAUCCCAUUACUUUGUACUUUCUCUGCAUAGUGUUCUGCCAGUUAAAGGAAACAAGAUGCUCUCAGAUCUGCAGUUUCAUUGUGACUUUGAGUAAUUGUUGUCUGUGAAGCCCAUGAAGUGUUCUGUCAUUGGAGGUUUGAUGCAGUCAGAAGGGGCAGGAGAACCCUUAACCAGGCUCAAAGAGUCAGCAAACAGAACCUCACCUUGACACAACUCUUCCUUUGUCAUGACUCUGGACUGAGGUUCGGGUGCUCUGCACCCUUGGAGCUCAGGCUAGGAGUCGGCUCGCCUGCUCUCUCUAACUUUGGCGGGGAAAUUUGAAAAUUUGGUCAUAGUUAUUUGAUCAUUUUUUCUGGGAAAACUUCACCACUGCGCCAGAGAUGUUUGGUCCUUCUGGGUGCUUUUUUUGUUUGUUUUUUUUUUUCAGAAGGGCUUUGGUUCGCAGUUGUCUUGUCAGGGAGCUCCUGAUUAUUAGCCAGGGGUCACUAAAGGCUGGUGGGCAGAGACCCCUCACCCUCCUCUGCAAUGAAUGAUGGGGAGGGGUUUCAUUUCCUCUUCUACAGACUGAUCUUACUAAAUCAAACAACAACAACAACCCACCCUCGAUAAUAAGAAACAAAACCCCUCUUUUACACACGUCCAACUCAUCAUCCAACACAGCAAUGAUUUACAUCUCCUUCCAGACUUGCCAAAAUGCAUGGAGAGAGAGAGAGUUAUCAGAAAUACAAUGUUUAUCCUAAAACAUCUGUUCUGUUUAUUUUCUUUUUUUUCACUUUUGAUAAUAAUGACAGACAGUAAGAAGAUUUUAUAGGAAAUCCAUUCAAGUCCAAACAUGUAGAGGAUGUGGGAGGUAUCGGUCAUUCUGAGCUCCACAGCUACAUGCCAUUGUUAUGAUGCUUCUGGUCUUGUAUGGUAACUUAUUUGACUAGAUCAACAGCAUGGGAUCUUUCUGUAGUUAGUCCUGUGUGUGUUCCUCUCACCAGUCUCAGUAGGAAGGCUAUACUUCAUUGCUAAGUGCUCUAUAAUAGAUCUCUUGGUGAUUAUAAUUUCAUAAAGAAGCAAAACCUGCAGAAAGUGUAUCCUGCUGAAACUAACUUGAUCCUCUCUUUAGCAAUGACAUCUAUAUUUGUAGUUCACAUAUAUGCCUGUUCAAAUACAAUAUCUUGACAGUUGUUAUAUUUAUGUUGUGUAAUAAAUGUUGUGCUGGGUUUUUUGUUUUAACUAACUUUUUCUUUUUGUUUUACAUUGUAUUCUUUUUUUCUUGGAGGCACAAUGGGUGGCUUUAUGCACAGGCAUGAAAAUGUAAAAAAUAUUGUUUUUUUUUUUGUUUAUUUGUUUUUUUGUUUUUUUUGUUUUUUUUGU